AUGCUUGAGAUUUGGGGACUAGUCGACUUGGGUCGAUCUGGUUCAGCGCCACGGAUUCCCUCAAGGGCUAGAUGGUGCCUUCCCCCGGACGAUUUUUAUUUGUCAGGAACAGACUGUUACACUGAACAGAUGCCCUUUAUGUCAUCGAAGCAUGAUCUUGCGUCAGAUUCUCAACUUGGAUCAAAGGAUAAAAUACUCUGUGCGAGGAAAUUUUCAUUCCCAGAUCUUAACGGCUUCAAGAAUGUGUACCACAAGGAGGAAUACGGCCACACCAAGAAGUUCUACGACGACCACGACGACAAGAAGUACCACAGCAACUACGACGACCUCGAUACCUACUUCAAGGCACACAAGGGCAGCGACUACAAGGGAGGCCAUUACAAGGGUGGACACCAUCAUGAUGCCCAUGGCCAUAAGGGGCACCAAGAGAAGGGCAAAUACCACGACGACCAUGCAGGCCAUCAAGGCCAGUACGGUGACAAGAGCCACUAUGGCCACAAGAGUUCCUAUGGCGACCAUGGUGGACACAAAGGUCAUUAUGGUCACGACGAUCAUAAGGGAUAUGGCCAUGGCGGCCACGGUGGUGGAUAUGGACACGGUGGCCAUGGAGGUGGACAUGGUAGUGGAUACAGCCAUGGAGGCCAUGGUGGUGGACAUGGUAGCGGAUAUGGCCAUGGAGGCCAUGGCGGUGGUUAUGGUCAUGGUGGACACGGAGGUAAGCAAGAUUUUUUUCAGAUCAGAGACAACUCUAUGUUUGGAUUUUCACCUCCUGUGCCAUUAACACCCCCCUCCCCAGGCUACGGCGCCCACUCCACCGUCCAGGUCGUCCACCAGGCGGCGCCCAAGAGCUUCGAGUCCUUCGGCGACUUCGCCUUCGCAGGACACUGA
Messenger RNA from Penaeus monodon (black tiger shrimp), 888 nucleotides. RefSeq names its product filaggrin-2-like. The record is from RefSeq and is a predicted model, not a curated record. The transcript is spliced from 5 exons. The coding region runs from base 1 to 888 and encodes 295 amino acids. Lineage: Eukaryota; Metazoa; Arthropoda; Malacostraca; Decapoda; Penaeidae.